Molecule: messenger RNA, 1042 nt
Organism: Myripristis murdjan (pinecone soldierfish)
Lineage: Eukaryota; Metazoa; Chordata; Actinopteri; Holocentriformes; Holocentridae
Gene: rbm8a
Product: RNA binding motif protein 8A
Exons: 6
Coding region: 87-614 (175 amino acids)
Biological process (GO): RNA processing
Cellular component (GO): cytoplasm; nucleus
Molecular function (GO): mRNA binding
Source: RefSeq, a predicted model, not a curated record
UUUACGCAACCUGGCAACAUUCCCCAACCCCUCAGCGCUCAUUGCGUACGCAUGUUGCGUAGCUCAGCCGCACACACACAGACAUCAUGGCGGACGUGUUGGACCUUCAUGAAGCGGGAGGCGAGGACUUUCCUAUGGAUGAGGAUGGCGAUGAAAGCAUCCACAAGUUGAAAGAGAAGGCGAAGAAGAGGAAAGGAAGGGGCUUUGGCUCAGAGGAAGGAGCCCGGUCCAGAAUCAAAGAGGACUACGACACUGUGGAACAAGAUGGGGAUGAGCCAGGCCCUCAGAGAUCUGUAGAGGGCUGGAUCCUUUUUGUGACCGGGGUUCACGAGGAGGCCACAGAGGAGGACAUCCAUGACAAGUUUGCAGAGUUUGGAGAAAUCAAGAACUUGCAUCUGAACCUUGACCGCAGGACAGGCUACCUUAAGGGUUAUGCGCUGGUGGAGUAUGAGACUUACAAAGAGGCCCAGGCAGCCAUGGAGGGGCUGAAUGGUCAGGACCUCAUGGGCCAGCCCAUUAGUGUCGACUGGGGAUUCGUCAGAGGGCCCCCCAAGAAUAAGAGGAGGGGCGGCGGAAGGAGACGCAGCAGAAGUCCGGACAGGAGACGCCGUUGAUGUUGCCGUUUGUCAUCGUUCUGUCGACCAGAGGAGUUGCCUGUCCCUUUUUACAGGCAGCUUCUAAAGUCUCAUCUUCCCACAAUUACUUACAGCUAAUUACAAUGUUUCUUUCCUUGUGUUUGAUUAACAGGUGUAGGGUGUCAGGUUGUGAAAUGUCAGGAAUUUAGACAGAGAAUUUUUUUUUUUUUUUUUUUUUUUCGCAUUGCAGAUGGUGCUUUUGAAUACAACAAAAGGACAUCCAUUCAGCUCUGUCAGGGAAACUUUGAUUUUCCUUUGAGCACCCAUUGUUUUUAAGUAGUGCUUAUGUCUGGUUUUCUUAUGAUUCCCUCUAUUUUGGUUCAAGUUUUCCCAUGUUAUGUGCGUUUUAUGAUACUGCAGUGUCUUGUUUUGUAUCACUUGAGGAAAAUUAAACUUUUUAAAAUGGA